Molecule: messenger RNA, 975 nt
Organism: Prunus armeniaca (apricot)
Lineage: Eukaryota; Viridiplantae; Streptophyta; Magnoliopsida; Rosales; Rosaceae
Source: the annotation of a GenBank genome assembly
AUGGCAGAAGUUGUUACUUUCAGUGUCCAGGAAAUAGUGAAGAAAGUGGCUUCACUUGCCUCUGAAGAAAUCAGUCUUGUAUGGGUAUUUCAAGGAGAGUUGACAAAGCUGCGUGAAUCAUUGUUGCUGACUGAAGCCAUGUUAAGAGAUGCCGGGCAAUCAAAAGAAGUUCGGCCGGAAGCCGUGCAAAUUUGGGUGAACAAGCUUGAAGACAUAGCUCAUGAGGCCGAUGAUGUGCUGGAUGAAUGCGGAUAUGAACUUCUCCGCCGUCAGGUGGAAGUGCGAAACCAAAUGAAGAAAAAAGUGCUCAACUUCCUUUCACUCCACUACAAUCCCAUUUUAUUUCGUCUCAAAAUGGCACAUAAGAUUGAGAACAUCAACUCUGCUUUGGAGAAUUUGAAUAAGAAGGCAGCUAGCAUUGGGCUUGUCAAUAAGAAAUUCUCAGAUGCAACCUCCUCUCAUGAAAAGAACAUUGUUGGAAGGGAGAAGAUUGUGUCAGAGAUAGUUACAACCUUGAUCAACUCAAGCAAUACUCAAGAGAAUGAAACUCUACCCGUGAUGGCCAUUGUGGGAAUGGCUGGCUUGGGAAAAACAACUUUGGCUAAAUCUGUAUAUCAUGAAGAUGAGAUAGGCAGACGCUUCACUGAAAAAAUAUGGAUAUGUGUAUCUAUUCCUUUUGAGGUCAAGUCAAUUUUAAGCAAGAUCUUGGAACAUCUUAAACCGGAAAAGGCUAGGAUGCAAGACAAGGAUGCAAUAAUAAAAAUUCUUCAAGAAGAUCUGAAAGGGAAAAGAUAUUUGCUCGUAUUGGAUGAUGUGUGGAACGAAGAUUCUGAAAAAUGGAAUGACUUGAUGAGUUGUUUGUUCAGUGUUAAAGAUACCCAAGGAAGCAACAUUCUUGUCACUACCCGGAGUGCGAGGGUUGCAUCAAUCUGUAUACACAUUCUUUAUAAUAUAAGUUCGUCUAUAGAUUCAUAG